UAAAAGGGUCUAUAUACCCCUGAUUCUGAACACCAGGCCACAUUUACAAAAAUGUAUUAGUGGCGGGGCAUUCCCACCACAAACAUAUACUGUCCUCAACCCCUACACUACUGCUGUGAACACUACAUGAGAUGUGAUUCACAACCCAAGAACCCUUGUGACAACAUGCACGUUUCAGUUACUGGAUCAGUACGGAACUGGAUGUUAUCUUUGUCAAACAAUACUCUGACUGGAAGAUUCUCUGCCACUGCACGAGGCCAUCCUGCCACUGCCCUACCACUUCAGAAAGACAGGUCUCUACCAGGAGGGAGAUGGAGAAGGACAACGGACACUCAAGAGACAAGGAUCACUCAAACGCUCCCUCUCUCUCAAGAAGAAGUCGUCGGUGAGGGAGACAGGGAAGGAGGCUCCUGUGAAGGGAAGUGACUCGUUUGGUAACAAGAAGGAGCUCGUCAUCAAGAGAAACAAAAGGUGACGUAACUACACGUAUUUCAC
Molecule: messenger RNA, 495 nt
Organism: Geodia barretti
Lineage: Eukaryota; Metazoa; Porifera; Demospongiae; Tetractinellida; Geodiidae
Source: the annotation of a GenBank genome assembly